Macrosteles quadrilineatus (aster leafhopper) is the source of this 1341-nucleotide messenger RNA. RefSeq names its product lysosomal aspartic protease-like. NCBI's taxonomy places the organism in Eukaryota, Metazoa, Arthropoda, Insecta, Hemiptera, Cicadellidae. Gene Ontology annotation, biological process: proteolysis. Gene Ontology annotation, molecular function: aspartic-type endopeptidase activity. The coding region runs from base 57 to 1220 and encodes 387 amino acids. The record is from RefSeq and is a predicted model, not a curated record. The transcript has 9 exons.
ACUAUGUCAAUCACUCUCGUAAAAUCACAGAGUUGACAGUACAGAGGUUUUGAAAAAUGCUAUACACGGCAGUUUUAGUAAUUUCUGUGUUACUUGUAAACGCAGCAUGUGAUGUAGUGAGGAUUCCUUUGAAGCGCAAUAACAACAAUAAGUUACAUGAGGAUUUCGAAUCAUUUAAAGAAAGACAUGUGAAACGGCUCAAGAGCAAAUUUUCCCUUAAUUCUCAAGGCUACCUUCCCCUAACAGAUGUUGAUGAUGUUGAAUAUUACGGAGAGAUUUCUAUUGGUUAUCCCGAGCAAACAUUUACUGUGUUGUUUGACACUGGCUCAGCUGAUCUUUGGGUUCCGUCAUCUACUUGUAGAUUCUGGGACGUAGGCUGCUGGUUCCAUAAUAAAUACAACAGCAAGAAAAGUUUAACAUAUGUGAGUGAUGGCAGACCGUUUAGCAUUCAAUACCUCUCUGGAUCCGCCUCUGGUAUUCUGUCAAGAGAAAAUGUCACACUUGCUGGAGUUUAUGUGACUAAUCAAACGUUUGCUGAGAUCAACCGACCAAGUCUCCAGUUCGCAUUAUCCAAGUUUGAUGGUAUUCUUGGACUGGCCUUUCCAAGUGUUGCAGCCAGCAAUGAGACGCCUGUAUUUGUUAACAUGGUCCAUCAAAAAGAAGUUGCCAAACCAUUCUUUGCAUUUUACCUCAACAAGGACAAAACAAAGGAAGACGGAGGAGAAUUGACUUUCGGAUAUACAAACAGAUCCCAUUUUAAUGAAAAGUUUACGUUUGUUCCCGUCAUCAAACCAGCUAAAUUUUGGUCCUUCUAUUUGGACGGAAUCACCGUCAAUUCUAAAGACAUUGGUAUAGACAACGUCACAGCCAUCGUUGACUCAGGAACUUCCCUCAUCGUUGGGCCGCCAGACCAAAUAAAAGCCAUCAACGAGGCCAUCGGGGCUACGUACAGCCUAGGACUUUACUUUGUGGAUUGCAAUAAGAUAGACACUCUGCCAAAUAUAACUUUCACAAUCAACGGAAGAUCAUUUAAUCUGACAGGACAGGAUUAUGUCGUUGAGAUGAAAAGAUUCGUCUUAUUCAAAAGCUGCAUAAGCGGGUUCAUGGGAGUUGAUGUCGGAUCUCCACUGUUCAUUUUAGGAAAUGUUUUCAUGCGGAGGGUCUACAUUCAAUUCAACACGGGCCAUGGGUCAAUUGGUUUUACCCAUCUAACUGACUAGCCACCAUGCCCAUGAUGGUUAAAACAAGAUAGCCUAUUUACUGAACUAAGGAAUAAAUAAGUAUAACUAUUGAUAACAAGAUGUAAUAUAUUUUUAUGGUAAUAAAUAUUGUUUAACAAAU